AGGACGUUUGACUGGGGGUGGGGCUCUAGCAGCUCGGGACAGCAGGGACAUUCGAAUAUGUAGUUAUAUCAUAUUAGGUUAAACGUAUUUUAGUUCGUCUGACAGAUUGUGUUCAGUUAUUUGCUAUGGUGGAAUAACAAUCAAAGCGUUUUUGAUCAUCUCCUUAUCAUUAGCUUGCGGUUUUAGCAUGUCAUGACCUAACGUUAGCUUAAAAUGGGCAUGCUAAUAACACAGCCCUCAACACUGCAUAACUCAUAAAUACUAAUUUAUUUCAAUAUAAACGCGUAUUUCGACGACAUUCGCUAAGGUUGAUCCCCAAACGCACCGUAGCUAAAAUCACACAUGUUGUUAAAACGUGUAAGUAAAUAAUGUCUUAUUUCGAAAAGACGAACCAAACCGGAAGCUUUCGCUUAUUUUAGUAAACAUAAAAGACUGUAGUUGAGGAUGAUUCUUAUUAGUGCCGUGUAAUAAUGACUUAUGAGACAAGUCUUUUAAAAAUCGCCAACACAGAUAGUGGUCUAAAAACUAAAUAGUAAGAAAUUUUAUUUCAUUUUUUAAAUGUAAUUUUGAUGGCCAAUGUAGUUCAGGGUGCAAACUUUCUACAACGAGGGCCCCAUAUUACAUUUGAUUUUGUCAGGCUAUAUACUGAAAGACAAUGUUUGGUUAUUGACAGUUGUUAGUAUCAACAUUUCACCAUUUUCUCACUACAUUAUGUGGCUCAUUCUCCUGAAUGGGGAGCCAAAGGCUUAACAUAGGACGCAAAAAUUUGAGCAAUUUUACAAUUUGAACUAAUUUGCAUAUUACAAUAAAAAAACAAUUGUUCUGUUUCAGUUUAUGAAGAAAAAAAUCCAAUCCAUCCAUUAUACCGCUUAUCCUCAUUAGGGUUGCAGAGAUAUGCUGGAGCCUAUCCCAGCUGACUUCAGACGAGAAGCAAGGUACACCCUGGACUGGUUGCCAGCCAAUCACAGGGCACAUAUAGACAAACAACCAUUCACACUCACAUUCAUACCUAUGGACAAUUUGGAGUCGCCAAUUAGCCAAUUAACAUGCAUGUUUGUGGAAUGUGGGAGGAAACCGGAGUACCCGGAGAAAACCCACACAUGCACGGGGAGAACAUGCAAAAUCCACACAAACCCAAGCGGAGAAUCAAGCCCAAGUCUUCCUGAUCUCGAGACUGUGUGGCCAACAUGCUAACCACUCACCCCAUGAUUUAUACUUUGUAUGAGUAAAUAAUUAAGUCAACAGGUUAGAUUUUUUUUUUACAAAAUACAUGUUUUGAAUGUCGGGAAAUACGUUUGGAAUGCAAUCAGAGCAGCGUAAACUUGCGGCCUGGCAUGGUGAAACCAUGUCGCCUUCUCAGGCCAGUCACGCAGAUCCAGGAAAGGUCCCUGGUUCACCAGGACGGUUUACCCAAACUGCCUGUGCCGCCCUUGAAGCAGACAUGUGAUCACUACCUGGCCGCUUUGGAACCUAUUGUCAGUGAAGAGGAGCUGGAACACACCCGAAAGCUGCUGGAGGAGUUCCUCAAGGGUGGGGUUGGAGAACGUCUGCAGAAGGGACUGCAGCGACGAGCCCGAAAGACGGACAAUUGGUUGUCUGACUGGUGGAUGCAGUCAGCCUAUUUGGACUGUCGGAUGCCAGUGGCUGUGUACACGAGUCCUGGUGUGGUCCUGCCUCGCAUGCACUUUCAAGAUCGCCAAGGACAGAUGAGGUUUGCAGCUAAACUGAUUGCAGGAGUGUUGCAGUUUAAAAAAAUGAUUGACAGUGAGACGCUACCCGUCGAGUAUCUGAGCAAGAAGCCACUUUGCAUGGACCAGUAUUACCAGAUCCUGUCCUCCUGCCGUAUCCCUGGACCAAAGAGAGACACUGUUGUAAAUCACGCCAUGGGGAAAACGCCUCCCACGCACAUCACUGUAGUUCAUAACUUCCAGUUUUUUGUCCUGGAUGUGUACAACAGCGACGGUAGUCCUCUGACAGUGGAUCAGAUUUACAUGCAACUGGAAAAAAUUUGGAACACCUCUUUACAGACCAACAAGGAGCCUAUUGGUAUCCUAACAUCACAGCACCGCAACACUUGGGGAAAAGCAUACAAUAAUCUGAUUAAGGAUAAAACAAAUAAGGAGUCAGUACGUGCAAUCCAAAAAAGUAUUUUCACUGUAUGUUUGGAUGCGCCCAUGCCCCGCGUGUCAGAUGAGCUGUACCAGAGCCGCGUGGCUGCACAGAUGCUGCAUGGAGGCGGGGCUCGCUGGAACAGUGGCAACCGCUGGUUUGACAAGACGUUACAGUUUAUUGUUGGUGAAGACGGUACAUGUGGACUGGUGUAUGAGCAUGCACCCGCAGAAGGCCCACCUAUUGUGUUUCUCAUUGAUUACGUUGUUAAGUAUAUGCAGAAGACUGAAAUAGUCCGCUCCCCAAUGGUGCCUCUGGUCAUGCCUCAGAAGCUGCGUUUCAACAUUACACCUGAGGUCAAGCGAGACAUUGAAAAAGCAAAACAAAAUAUGAAUAUAAUGGUGCACGACCUAGAUGUUAAUGUGCUUUUGUUCUCUCAUUAUGGAAAAAAUGUGCCAAAACAACAUAAAGUGAGUCCAGAUGCUUUCAUUCAAAUGGCACUUCAGCUUGCCUAUUUUAGGAUGUACAAUGCAUGUUGCCCGACGUAUGAGAGUGCGUCGUUACGAAUGUUCAAAUAUGGACGAACUGACGCAAUACGUGUGACUACCAUGGACUCGUUAAAAUUUGUCCAAGCCAUGGAGGACCCAACGAAACAGAACACAGAGAGGCUGGCACUGUUGCAGAAGGCCGCUGAGACACAUAAGGAGAACACAUACAAUGCCAUUCAUGGACAAGCCGUAGACAGACAUCUUCUGGGAUUGAAGAUGCAGGGUAUUGAAGAUCUGACUUCUAUGCCUGAGAUUUUCAUGGACACCUCUUUUGCUGUGGCUCACCAUUACAAUCUUUCCACAAGCCAGGUUGGUUCCAAGACCGACUGUGUGAUGUGCUUCGGUCCAAUGGUGCCAGAUGGCUAUGGAGUGUGUUACAAUCCCAUGGAUGAGCACAUCAACAUCGCUAUCACAGCCUUCAACAGCUGUGAGGAGACAAACGCAGCCAAGUUUGCACAAACUGUAAAUGGUGCUCUGUUGGACAUGAGAGCUCUUCUGGAAGACACAGCAACAGCCAAGCAGUGAACCCUUGCAUGAGACCCUGGUGUUUUAUAUGGGAACUGGAAAUCAACCAGCACCGACGUUGUGCCAGUACUUUAUGCCUCACUGACAUGGACAGGCAAUGAAUGCACUGAGGGUGUUGGUGUAAACUACUACUACUGCUGUAUGUAAAGUUUCCAAGGAUCGGACACUUGACUGUUGAUGCAGGGACUUUGAAAUGAAACACCUCUUGCUGCAUGUAAAUUCUAUAUUUUGUUACAUGGUGUUGAAUACAUAUAUAAAAAACACUACAUGAACAAAAA
Messenger RNA from Doryrhamphus excisus (bluestripe pipefish), 3460 nucleotides. The record is from RefSeq and is a predicted model, not a curated record. NCBI's taxonomy places the organism in Eukaryota, Metazoa, Chordata, Actinopteri, Syngnathiformes, Syngnathidae.